UAUGAGAUAGCAGCUUCACGGGACGAAUUUAAAGUCAUAGGUGGAUAACAAAUGUAAAGGAAAAGAUACACAAUAAUAGCAAACGUCGAAUGCUAACGUACGCUGUAUGGAUGAGUGAAUGUAACCAAGGAUGGAAAAGGAAGCGCACAACAUCGUCAUCUUCAAUGUUUCGAAGAGAGAGCUGUUUACUACGAAUAGUGGCUACAAAUCCAUGCAGAAAAGACUAAGAGCUCAAUGGAAAAUCCAAAGUAUGAAGGAAGAGCUGUCUUUGGAGAAGCUGAGGGGCGUCAAGUUGUGGAUAACCGCAGGACCAAGGGAGAAGUUCACAGCUUCAGAGCUGGAGGUGCUGAAGCAGUACCUGGACGGAGGGGGAAAUGUCCUGGUCAUGCUCGGUGAAGGAGGAGAAAUGAAGUACGACACCAAUAUCAACUUUCUCCUGGAGGAGUAUGGCGUAAUGGUCAACAGUGAUGCUGUUGUGAGGAACGUGUAUUACAAAUACUUCCAUCCAAAGGAGGCACUGGUGUCCAAUGGUGUAUUGAACAGAGAGAUUAGUCGGGCCGCUGGCAAAGUGGUGACAGGCAUCAUCGAAGAUGAAAAUGUUGGAAACAAUGCACAGGCUCUCACAUUUGUGUACCCAUACGGCGCCACACUGAGCGUGAUGAAGCCUGCUGUGGCUGUUCUUUCAACUGGCUCCGUCUGCUUCCCCCUCAACAGGCCGGUCCUGGCCUUCCACCAAGGAAAGGAGGCAGGCAAACUGGUAGUGUUGGGUUCCUGCCACAUGUUCAGUGACCAAUACAUAGACAAAGAGGAAAACAGUAAAAUCAUGGAUGUUGUGCUCCAGUGGCUCAUGGCUGAUAAUAUCCAGCUGAAUCAGAUCGAUGCAGAAGACCCAGAGAUCACAGAUUACACCAUGUUGCCAGACAUAGGGUGUUUGUCAGAACAGCUCAGAGUAUGCUUACAGGAGGGCGACGAAAACCCCAGGGACUUCACCUCGCUCUUUGACAUGUCUUUGUUCAAUUUGUCAACCGACACUUUACCCCAAGUCAUCAGUGCCUACAAGCAGCUAAACGUCAAAGACGAGCCACUUCAGCUGAUUACACCACAGUUUGAGACGCCUCUGCCUCAGCUCCAACCUGCUGUUUUUCCACCUGCCUUAAGCGAUUUGCCUCCUCCCAUGCUGGACCUGUACGAUCUAGAUGAAACAUUCUCUUCGGAGGAAGUGCGCCUAGCACAACUCACCAAUAAAUGUACGGACGACGAUCUUGAAUUCUACGUGCGGAAAUGUGGUGAAAUUCUGGGGGUGACGCCAAAGUUGGAUAAAGAUCAGAGGGAUGCCAAGCACAUCUUGGAACACAUUUUGUUCCAGGUGGUAGAGUUCAAGAAACUCAAUCAAGAGCGAGACACCGACACAGAGGCACCAUUCACUCCUUUGUGAUUGGAUUCAAGAUUUUCAUCUCUGCUGCCGUCAUCCUAUAACAUGACCAAGCAGAUGUGACUAUUCUUUCCUCGGAGGUAAAAGACUAUUAAAGCAUCAACAUGGUACUGUUGUGUGUUUAGAAACUAUAAAUAUUUAUUUUUUAUACAUCUUUCUAUUGUAUUGUAUUUCACAUGAAAAAAAAAAAAAUUA
Molecule: messenger RNA, 1627 nt
Organism: Anoplopoma fimbria (sablefish)
Lineage: Eukaryota; Metazoa; Chordata; Actinopteri; Perciformes; Anoplopomatidae
Gene: ift52
Product: intraflagellar transport 52 homolog (Chlamydomonas)
Exons: 14
Coding region: 131-1435 (434 amino acids)
Biological process (GO): cilium assembly; intraciliary transport
Cellular component (GO): cilium; centriole; intraciliary transport particle B
Source: RefSeq, a predicted model, not a curated record